This is a messenger RNA of Sporothrix schenckii 1099-18, 852 nucleotides long. RefSeq lists its product as uncharacterized. Lineage: Eukaryota; Fungi; Ascomycota; Sordariomycetes; Ophiostomatales; Ophiostomataceae. Bases 1 to 852 code for a protein of 283 amino acids. The record is from RefSeq and is a predicted model, not a curated record. The transcript has a single exon.
AUGGCCACAUCCUCUAUGUCUUCGCCAUCAGUCACUGCGACAACGCGGCCCACGACUGGCCGUGCCGGCACCAGCAAUAGUCUCAGCAGCAGCUACUCCAGCGACGACAGCUUCCUACACCGAACCAACAGUGCCCUCGACGACGACAACGACCGCCACGAUGACGACAAUCUCGCGUCCAACUUUUACUCCGUUCCCCACAACCUCACCAGCUUUCUCGACCACAGACCGCUCGCAUGGCGGAUGGGCCUGCCGUUGGCACACGACCUGACGCAAGCCCGCGAUCUCAAAGACUCGUCUCUACACUACGCCCCCUCCCUCCCGCAGUCCCCUCGCUCCCACUCCCACUCCCACUCCCACUCCCGCGGCCGCCGGCCACGCGAAGAUACGCUCGACCGCCUCCGCUACGACAUGGCCGACUUUGUCAAGGCCACCGUCUGGGCCAACCAUGACACUGUCCGGCUGCGGCCCUCCGCGUGCGCCAAACACACCGGCGAGGACAGCCCGCCCAGCAAAGGCAUCUUUGUCGACUGCGGCCUCGACCUGCCCCGCUGGCUGCUGCCCACCCGCGGCGAGCACCUGCAUCUGCACGCCGACGGCAGCGCCCACAUGAUCCUGUCGCGGGCCGAUGCCACCGCGGCCGUCCAGUGUGGCUGGGCCGAACGGCUGCCCGUCCUCCAGGAUUUGGUGGAUGGCGGCAGCGGCGGGCACGAAGCCGUGCAGUACGUGGCAGUACACGCGCCCCGGAGCGCGGCAGAACUGCCCGACUGGAAGCGGCUGGUGCUGGCGAGCGUGCGGUUCUGCACAUACACACAACGGGAGCUGAGCAUCCGGCGGCCGGAGCGAUUAUGA